GCUCAGCUGUAGAUCUGUCAAAAUUGAUCAUUUGACAAUUUUAAACCGACAUUCGUGGCAAAGAGAUUUGUUUACAUGUUGUUAUUUGAAAUAAUAAUUGUAAAUAAUAAUUUUUAAUACAUAGUUUAAUAUUCAAUACUAAAGUAAUGCAAGAUCACAACAGAAGCUUUGCAAAAAUUGAAGGAGACAAAAACUCGACGACUUUAUGUUUUGACAAAAAUGAUUUCAUGAAGGGAAACUUUUCCGUCGAUGAAUUUUUACAUAAAAAUCGAAAUGCACCAAGUUUGGAGCAGCUUCGUGAUGACUUAGGUAUAUAUUUGAAAGACUUGCGGUCCUCGAUGAUUGAUCUCAUUAAUGAAGACUAUGCUGACUUUGUAAGUUUGUCAGCUAACCUUGUUGGAUUAGAUCAAUCCAUCGCAGAUAUAGAAAAUCCUUUGGUUCAGUUUCGUAAAGAAGUCGAAAAUAUUCGUACUCUGCUCAAAGAAUGUGCUUCAGAAGUGCGGCAUAAUUUGGAGAAGAAACAACAGUUUCGUGUUCAAAAGCGAAAUUUGCAAUGUUGUCAGAAAGUGGAAGAAACCUUGCAAAAGCUUGAAAAUUUAUUAGCACAUCAAUUAAAAGAAGACCUUAAACCAAUUGAUCUAGAGCGUACAGCACUUGAAUUAAUACAACUACAAUUCAAUCAAAAAUUUUGUUGCGAUAUAUUAAAUGAUGAACAGAAAAACAAUUCAGAAAAAUUACAAAAUGAAGUAUUCGCAAAAUUGCGAAUAUUUUUUAAUGAUGCCUUAAAAAGUUCAAACAGUACAUGCUCAGAACUAUUGGAACGAUGCUUAAGAAUUUAUAUCACACUUGAUGCUUGUAAAGUAGCAGAACAAGUAUUUCGUGAAGACACCGUUGCACCUUAUAUGAGCGCUAAGAUUUCGGAACAUUGUCUGCAAAAUUCUCCCCAAGGUCUAUCGGGUAUAUACGGAAAGAUUUUAAAUUUUAUAUCACUCCACAUGACCGAUUUGCUUCGCUUGACACAUUACACAGACAAACUAAGCGGUUUUAAUUUUUUGGUAAACAGCUUUUGGGUGGACGUAGAAAUGCGUUUAGAAACACAUAUGUCAUCGAUCUUUGCUCCCGGUAAUUCCGACGUUUUCUACAUGAAAUAUAAGUGUACACGAGAUUUUUUGUCAAAAAUUGAAGAGCUCCUGGCAAACGACGACGCAGUAAGAAAUUUCAAGGAACAUAAACAAACAAUAAGCUUUCAAUCUCGAUGGAAUCUACCAGUUUAUUUCCAAAUAUGUUUUCAGGAGAUAGCAGGAGAAUUUGAAACCGUACUGGUCCCUUUGCUACAUGCAGACAUGAUGAAUUGUAAAUCAAAAUCAAUUGAUUUUCGCUUUCAAUUGACCGCAUUUAACAGCGCGUCUAAAGCUAUAGAACACUGUUGGAAAGAAGGUGUCUAUCUCUCUGAGAUUUUCCCAAAAUUUUAUAAACUAAGCGUACAAAUCUUACUACGACUUUCUCGGUGGAUCUCCGAUGUUUUACAGCUCAUUACGAAAUUCAGCUCAAAAAGCAGAAACAACUCAGAGAGUUCUAUUCAAAUAAACAAAACGAAUGUACUAAUUGCAUUAUAUGCAGAUGUGCAGGAGCUAAUUGAACAAUUGCCUCAAAUAGAAAGACACAUCGUUAUAAAUGUACCAAAUGAGAUACAAAGUAAUGCAGACGUGUGUAAUGUUAUUGCAAAAUCAGUCGGCGAUGUGCGGGAAACACUUGACAGCCAUCUAGGUGCGUUUCAAGAUGCGCUAGUCGACAUUUUAAUAUCUGAAAGUGGUAUAGAAAGUGUUCGUCAAGUUAAAGAUUUGCCACGUUUGUAUCGGAAAACGAAUCGCGAUACACCUACGAAAUCAUCUCCGUAUAUUGAUCAGAUGCUACGUUCUUUGAAAUCCUUUCAAAGUGAACAAAGUUCAAAACUUGGAAAUGCUAUUGCCACCAAUGUUUUAUUGAGAGUUUGCUCAAAAAUAACUAAAGAUUAUUACGUUGCAGUUAAGGAUGUCCUCACAUCAGUGCAGAAAACAGAGGAAUCAUUACGUCGUUUGCGCAACCUUAAGACCGGUGCUACAUCUGCUCUUACAACAGGAGCAACAACAAUGUCUGAUGAUGAUAAAAUUCGAUUGCAACUACACGUAGAUGUCAUGGCAUGGACAGGGGAAUUGGCCAAAAUGGGUUUAAUGCCUUCUCAAGUAGAUGACUUGCUCGAAUUAAAUAAAAUUGUCGAAGCGAGCACGAAACUGAAGGAAACCAAAGAUAAUUAAUAAGAACAGCACAAUAAAGUUGAAUUAUUUGAAUUUGUAUUUAUAUUUUACAAACUUUCUAUUAAUUAUACCUCCAUCAUCAUCAAUGACAACAAAUAUGUGAUUACAUUGUAUUUGUUAGCACUUCUAACUGUUUAGGCACUUUUUAAUAUUGUCUCAUAAUAUUUAUCGGUUAUAUGUUGUGGUGUCCAAUGACAAUUAUAUAAAACAGUAUGCUUUAGUAUUAUAUUUUAUGUUGUAUAAUAAAAAAUCUAUUAUAUUUAAUAUUGUAAUUUAUAAAUAAAUGCAUCAACAGUUGUUAUAUACUUUUGGUGUUGAGAUUUUUGGAAAUGACAUUAUUUUCGAAAAUUAA
Molecule: messenger RNA, 2646 nt
Organism: Bactrocera oleae (olive fruit fly)
Lineage: Eukaryota; Metazoa; Arthropoda; Insecta; Diptera; Tephritidae
Gene: Cog2
Product: conserved oligomeric Golgi complex subunit 2
Biological process (GO): Golgi organization; protein transport; intra-Golgi vesicle-mediated transport
Cellular component (GO): membrane; COG complex
Source: RefSeq, a predicted model, not a curated record